CAUGGCCACCGUCCAAUGACUGAAGCAAGUAAAAGCAAAGUGUGCAGACUACAUGACGCCAUGGUUGUGGUGGUUGUGCCCGAUGUGUCUUCGGAAGUCGAUAACAAGGGACUUAUUAAUUUUGACUUUCUUAUGCCAAAUGGGAUCCUCAUUGCAAUGAAAGUAGACUUUUAUUGUGCUACAUUUGAAAAAAUUAAGCAGGACUUAUGGCAAGAAGCAUCAAAGCAACCACUUUAUUCUCUACUUCGGAGCUAUGAGGAAUAUGCCUUCCAGUUUAUCAACAACCAAGGGAAAAGGGAAGAAGUAUUGUGGGAAAGUCAUUCUCUGUCUGAAAUACAACUUUGUGCAACAUGCUUAAAACUCAUAGAAAAAGAAUUGAACAACGAAAGACGUUACUCUUUAGACCGACGCAUAAAUUCUUUAAUUUCAAUUCCAAGUUAUGAAUUAACAGAUCUGCAAUCUAGUGAAGUGGAAAAUUUCCGUGUAAGGAUCAAGGCUUACUGUGAUAAGAUUGUUCUAGAAAGGGAUCACUUGGGAUGGGAUGAAAGAAUUAGAUACUGCUUCCCUCCUCGGCUGUGUAAAAAAGAAUUGAGAACAACGAUUAUAGAGAAAUUGAAUGCAGAGAAACUAACUGAGGGUUAUUUUUCAAUUGAGGUCUCUCGAGACAAAAAGGUUGUCAAAGAAGAAGUAUUGUGCAGCUUUUACCCAAAACAGUUAGUGUCUGAUCUGGUAAAAAGAAGAGCUAAGGAGCUGGGACUUAAAGAUUUGGAUGCUACUAACUAUUUGCUCAAAGUAUCAGGAUUGGAUGAAUAUUUAUAUGGAAACCAUGCUCUCAUAGAUUUUAAGUUUAUUUAUGAAUGUCUUCACAAGGACUCUGUUCCCAGGGUAUGUUUGGUGACUCGGUCGGAAGUUUCUUUACCAGCUCCAAUUAUACCACCCAGGAAAUCGUCGUCUUCAUUUUCUUCACGGAAUACUCAAGAAAAUGUCAUACCAGAUAUACAUUCUUGGGAUAUCUUUACAAGAGUUACUAUCAAAAUCAAUUGUGUUACUCAAGUGGAAAUUUCGGAUGGCAACAGAGUAAAGGUAGUUGCAGGUCUCUAUCUUGGUCACGAUGUGUUGUGUGAUGUGGUCUCAACAGACGAACAGACUCUAUCCCAGCGGACCUGUGUCUGGAAUUCAGAACUGACCUUUGACCACUUGGUCAGUGACCUCCCGGAGAUGACCCGGAUCUGUUUCAUGUUGUAUUCUGUUGGCACAGGGAAGAAUAAGAGGAAUAAGGAUGCAAAUCCAUUAGCUUGGGCAAACAUCCCCUUGUUUGAUUACAAAUCUCGGCUUCGGUGUAACACCUGUGAACUGUUUAUGUGGCCAAUCCAAGAUGAUCUACAAUUAGAUGAACCUUGCUUUCCUAUCGGAACUGUAACUCCAAAUCCUGACGGUAAGAAAGCUACAACCCUCCGUGUUUGUUUCUCAACGUAUAACAGAGAUAAGAGAAUUGUAUAUCCACAAAAACAAGAGAUUUUAGGUAAAGCUGCUGAAAAUAUGGAGCCUGUUGGUUCAUUUGGAUCUCCAAUGUGGAGGCCUAACAAGAUCGUAAUUGACCAAGUACGGAAAAUCAUCGAAGAAGGAAAUGCUCUCUUUGAACAGGAUAAAGAACUUCUGUGGCGAUUGCGUCACGAAAUCAAACAUCGGUUUCCCAAUUCUCUACCUUUGCUGCUGUCAUCUGUAAAAUGGAAUAACAAAAUUGAUCUUUCAAAGAUGCAAGCAUUAUUAAUGAGUUGGCCAAAACUAAACUGUGAACACAGUUUAGGUUUACUUGAUUUUGCAUAUGCUGACAGAGUUGUGAGAGAAUUUGCUGUGAGUUGUCUUCAAGAACUGCCAGAUGAUGAAAUCAUGCAGUAUCUGCUACAAUUAGUACAGAUACUGAAGUAUGAAAGUUAUUUAUAUUGUCCAGUCGUUGAGCUGCUGUUAAGCCGAGCUUUACGAAACCGGUGUUUUGGACAUAGAUUUUUCUGGCUUCUCAAGUCGGAAAUGCAUGAAUGCCAAGUAAAUGUAAGGUUUGGUCUCAUACUGGAAGUCUACUGUAAAUCUUGUGCUGAUCACACGAAGGACUUGAUACGUCAAAAUGAAGCUUUGUUGAAGAUUAACUCAGCCAAUAUGCUUAUCAAGAACACAACGUUGAACAUUGGUGACAAGAAAGUAAAAGACACACUUCUGAAAGAUUUCCAGGCAGUUCUCAGUCAGAAAGCAUACAUGGAGGCUCUCAACGAACUUCAUAGUCCAUUAAACCCCUUGUGGAAAAUGAAUAAAUUAAUAAUUGAUGAAUGCAAAUUUUUAGAUUCCAAAAAACGUCCAGUAUGGCUAGUGUGGCGAAACGAAGAAGCUUGCCAAAGUAAUGAGAAAUUCUCUAUUAUAUACAAGAACGGUGAUGACCUCCGACAAGACAUGCUGGCGCUGCAAAUUAUCCAAAUUGUUGACUCCAUUUGGCAAGAAGAAGGUGUGGAUCUCAAAAUGAACCCGUAUGGUUGUCUGUGUACUGGAGAAAACACUGGAAUGAUUGAGGUGGUUUCCAAUGCUGAAACCAUAGCUUCUAUCCAACGCAAAUAUUAUGGGACUGAUAAAUGUGUUUACGAAUGGCUGAAACAGCACAAUACCACUGAUGAAAAAUUAGCAAAAGCAGUCACAGACUUUUCUCUCUCCUGUGCUGGUUACAGUGUCAUCACCUACGUCUUGGGAAUUGGUGACCGGCAUAACGACAAUAUCAUGAUCAAAACCAAUGGCCAGCUUUUUCACAUAGAUUUUGGUCACAUUUUGGGCAACAAGAAAAAGAAAUUUGGUGUUAAACGAGAAAGGGUACCAUUUGUGCUGACAUCACAUUUUGUUUAUGUCAUUAAAAAUGGUGAAGGCCAGAAUGAUAAUUUCCAAAAGUUUGAAGAGAAUUGCCAAUUAGCCUAUAUGAUU
This is a messenger RNA of Octopus bimaculoides (California two-spot octopus), 2958 nucleotides long. Its product is annotated as phosphatidylinositol 4,5-bisphosphate 3-kinase catalytic subunit. NCBI's taxonomy places the organism in Eukaryota, Metazoa, Mollusca, Cephalopoda, Octopoda, Octopodidae. Gene Ontology annotation, cellular component: plasma membrane; phosphatidylinositol 3-kinase complex; cytoplasm. The record is from RefSeq and is a predicted model, not a curated record. Gene Ontology annotation, molecular function: 1-phosphatidylinositol-3-kinase activity; 1-phosphatidylinositol-4-phosphate 3-kinase activity. Gene Ontology annotation, biological process: phosphatidylinositol 3-kinase/protein kinase B signal transduction; cell migration; phosphatidylinositol-3-phosphate biosynthetic process.